ACUUGAUCGAACACAACACAAACACGGAAAGAACAAAACAAGGUUCUCUCAGAGGUGUAGGAAGAUAAAUCGCUGAUAAAUGGUACUCUGUUUUGAUUCUAAACCCGGGAUCUAGGAAAAAGGCUGGAAAAACGGUGUACACAGGCGAUGAAUAACUUCGUGUGCUGUUCUUGCUGCGCAUAUUCGCGUGUUAGAAACUUUCGUAGCUGGUUACGACCGGUGGUGUUUUCUUUGUACUUUUUGAUUCUCUGUGUUGCACUUCCACUUACUGUUUGGGAACUGCAUAAAAACAGAGCUCAGACUCACGUGCAAGCAUGGUUCACAGCAGGAUGUUUUGUUUUCCUGACAAUUCCUAUUUCCCUGUGGGGAAUUCUCCAACAUUUAGUGAAUUACACAAAACCUGAGUUACAGAGGCGGAUUGUAAGAAUUCUUUGGAUGGUACCAAUUUAUGCAACAGAUAGUUGGCUUGCUCUUCGUUUUCCCAAGGCUGCUAUAUACUUGGAUUCUCUACGAGAGUGCUACGAGGCUUAUGUGAUUUAUAAUUUUAUGACAUUUUUGCUGGCUUACCUCACGGUUGAAUAUGACUUUGAAGUGGUUUUGUCUGGCAAACAUCAAGUACAACAUUUCUUUCCUUGUUGUUCCUUGCCGCCAUGGAGGAUGGGCAAAACUAUAAUCGACAGGUGUAAACAAGGCGUGUUGUCUUAUACAGUUGUCAGGAUCAUAACCACUUUCAUUGCUUUCUGCACAGAACUAGCUGGGAAAUAUGAUGAAGGAAAUUUGAGCUUCAAAACAGCAUGGACUUAUAUAGUGGUGAUAAAUAACUGCUCACAAGUGUGGGCAUUGUAUUGCUUGGUUUUGUUUUACAAGGCUGCUUAUGAUGAACUUAAACCCUUAAACCCCUUCGGAAAGUUUCUGUGCAUUAAACUUGUUGUGUUUGCAUCAUUCUGGCAGGGAGUCUUGAUAGCUGUCCUUGUAAAGGUUGGAGUUAUAUCAGAGAAACAUACUUGGGUGUUUUACACUGUGGAGGAUGUUGCCAAUGGCAUUCAGAAUUUCCUGGUGUGCAUUGAGAUGUUCAUCUUUGCCAUCGCUCACUACUACGUGUUCUCACACAAGCCGUACGUGGAUCCCUCUUCACCCCCUCCUCCUUGUUGUGCGUCAUUUGUCUCCAUGUGGGACGUGUCAGACGUGCGUGACGAUAUCGUGCAGCACGUGCAGAGCGUGGGACAUACCGUGAGAGGGACAGUCGUGCGAAACAAACGUGAUACAGCCACACCAAUGGGAAAGACAAAGAAGACUGAGGCAACUCCUCUGCUGACAAGAGAUACCACAGGAGAUUCCUCGUCCGAUGACGAGCCAGUCAUUCCGUAAAGUCACUCGUCUUGCACACAAUUGAAUUUCAAGGGUUUGUCGUCAUAGUGGAAGAGUUCAGUCAAGUAGACACGAGACUAGUCUGCGUAGCAGGCGUAACACGGGGGAGAGAAGGAGGGAGAGCGAGAGCGGGGAGCGAGGGAGACGGUGUAGGAGAGAGGGAAAAAGGCCUGCCUUCCUUCCCCUUCUUCGCCUCUUUUUGCUUCCCUACCCCUUCCCCGUUUACGCCUGCAAUGCAGGCUAAGACGAGACAAGUUUCAGAAAAAGUCACGGAUAGCACGUGUCUCUAGCUUGCUGAGGUGCCCCGGAUAAUAGAUCUGUCGUUUGUACAUAUUUCUUAGUGUUCUCCCUGACCAAAGAAAAUUUGCCAGAGAAACAAAACUGUGAACUACAAAGAGAUUCAAUACACACAACUGGACUGGAAAGACGAAGCCUUUAUAAAUAUGGACAGAUGUACUACCUUGUACGGAGAGGAUUAAGUUAAGUUAAGUUAAUAAAGACAAAACACUGAGUCUUAAAAUCAGAGUAAACCACUUAA
Messenger RNA from Orbicella faveolata, 1906 nucleotides. Its product is annotated as transmembrane protein 184C-like. NCBI's taxonomy places the organism in Eukaryota, Metazoa, Cnidaria, Anthozoa, Scleractinia, Merulinidae. The record is from RefSeq and is a predicted model, not a curated record.